AUGGCCGCGCGCCGUCGCGAGCUGCCUCCGGUGCCACAUCGGCGCCUUCUUCUCUUGUUUCUCGAGGAGGAAGAGGAGGUCAGGGGCUGGCGCAGUGAGAUUCGUGCGUUGGACCUUGUCAAUUUUCUGGGCGCUUCGCGUACGAAUAGCUUGCUGCUGCGUUUUCUGGGCCUAGACUUUUCUUACGAGCUUUUCUGCGUCAACAGAGCUGUCCGAGUCAUUUUGCUGGCUACUUCCGAUUUUGCGGCUGCCGACGCGCGUCGCCUUCGGCUUCGCUACUUCGGUCUUCGGGGCAGCUUGGUGAAAAUGCUUUGCCUUGCGAUCUCCUUGAGGAAGAUGUUUGGUCCUGUGGGAAUUCCGCUGCGGAACGAGACUGGUAUAAAGUUGAUUUGUCGGAAGAUGGUGCUGCUCUGCCUUCAGAGGAUUCAGUGGGCCUUCCGGCUGAAGCUCAUGGUCGAUGGCGGCAGCUUCCAAACUUUGGAUGAUUCCUUCCGUGGGUUUUAUGGAACUGGCCUCAAGAGGCCUCUGCAGCCUGGCGUCCCAGAAGGCGUCUUGGAGCAACCUUCGAAGAACCCGCAGAGGGCGGGAAGGGUCGUCACUAGAAUUUUCGAGAUGGCCGUUGUCAACAGAGUGGUUGCAUCAUGGAAGCAGCAGCGCGAGGAACAGCUUUUGGAAGCGGUCUGUGCUUGGGCUGUUUUCAUUGGCAGAUGGUCUGAAGGUGUGCAGGUGCGGGAUCAGCUUUGUGAACUUCCCACUGACGAUGAAAGGAAGGCCAUGACUUACGAUGUGCUGGGUGCAAAGGCCCCGGGAACACUUCGCAAGAGGUUAAGGAGUCUCUUGAAGUAUGAAGCUUUCCUUCGUCAGAAGAAGCUGGUUUUCCCUGCAAACGAGAUUUUACUUUACAUGUUCCUCUGUCUUGAAAGGGAUGGGGGUGCCAGCUUAUCUUCGCGAAAGGCUACGUAUGAAGCAGUGGUUUUCUGCAGAUACGUCCUGGGGGUAGAGGAGCUGGACCUAUGUGUCAAGAGCAGGCGUUGCCUUGGCAAUGCGUGCCGUGGCGAGGUGAGGCCGAGGAACAGGGCUUCGCCGCUAACGGUAGAUGAGCUCUCCCUUCUGCACGACCGGCUGGAGAACGCACAGGACCCGUGGGACCGCGUUUUCGCUGGAGCAGUUUUGCUGUGUGUAUAUUCGCGGUCAAGAUGGUCAGACCUGAUGCAUGCAGAGGGAAUUAUUUAUGAUUAUGACAACCAGAAAAAUCUUGCCUAUGUGGAGUGCCCCGUGGCAUACCAUAAGAAUAUGAGGAGCCGAGUUAUGCGGCAUGAUCUGCUUCCUAUGGUGGCUCCUGGCCUGGGAGUUGCGGGUUCCAACUGGGCGAGGCUGUGGAAACUUGCUAGAGAGGAACUCAACAUUCCAGAUCCUCCGGAAUUUCCUGUCAUGCCGGCGCCGGAUAAGUCUGGUGCUGCUAGUGUCAAGCCGCUGGACACUGAGGAGAUGGGCAGGUGGCUGAGACAUCUGCUAACGGGUUCGGGAUCGAAGCAAGCUGACAGAAAGCUAUCAUCGCACAGCUGCAAGUGUACCAUGUUGAGCUAUGCGGCAAAGAGGGGAAUCAGUAUAGUCGACGGGCAGCUGUUGGGAUAUCACACGACGCCGCACCGCAUGGCCCUGACAUACUCCCGUGAUUCUGCAGCUCAUCCUUUGAUGAUCUUGGAGCGGAUGAUCAAGGAGAUAAGGGAUCGAGUUUUUCUUCCAGAUGAGACUCGUAGCGGGCGCUUGGUGGGCAAAGCCGCUGACUCGCAGCAGCGGACAGAGGUAGUUGUGAUAAAGGAGGAACAUGACCCGCCCUCUCCUAGCGAAGGGGCUGAUGCUGCUCAUAACCUUGCAGGCGAUGAGGAAGCCCUCGACGCUGAGGCCACCGGGCAUAUCACUACGGACUCUUCCUCCAGCGACUCUUGCCCGGAGGAGGCCGAGGGACCGUUCUCGAAGCUGGUAGUGAAUGUUCCCGAGGGUCAUGAUGUGUGGAGGCACGAGAAGUCGAGAGUGGUGCAUUUUGUUCCGAACAUGUCGACCGUGAUCGAAAGCGAGGCUGCCUUUAAGCAGAGAUGUGCUGAAGCUUCGAAGGAUGCGACUCUGCAUACCAAGUUGGAGGCACAAGGCAUCAGGUGCUUCAAGACAUUGGCUUUCGCGAUAGGGUCGCCUCAGCAGCCGCCUACGGAGGCUCAGUUUGACGAAUUCAGUGUGAAGGUGUACGGAGUUGCUCCUACCAUGGGGCAAACCGCAAUCUUGCGGCAUCUGCACUUCGAGGCCACGACUCUAGUGGUUCAGACUUACAGGGACAUGGUCACCAACGACCCGUCUGAUCCAUCGCACACCAGGAAGGUUCCGGACCUUGGCGACGAGACGCAUUUUAAUUUAGAGUGCCCACCCAUGACAUGGCAGCAAGAGCUGCAACAAUGUGGCGCUGCUGAGCUGUCUGGGGAUAGCCCCAAACUCAGACGCUGGGCGGCACUGUCUUUCAGAAGGGAUCUGCGUGCCCUCAUCAGAGACAAGCCGCCUCACGGCAUCUUGGCAAACAUCGCCACUGUUCAGCCGCAAGCUAAUGAAUUCCACAACGCUUUGAUGCAGACGAUGGUACGGUUAGAAACCCGCUGUGCAACUGUAUCCAGUGGCUUGGCAAUGAACAGUAUUUUUGGACCGUGGGAAGGAGGACUCCAGGCAGAAGAAGUAGGAGGGCAGCAAGUGCCUACGCAGAUCCCUCUCAAGUUUGCAGCUUGGAACAUACGCGGUGCCUUGGCCACAACUGAAAGACAGCAUCUUCCCACCCAGGUAGCUAAAUUAGUGGCGAGCCUGCAGCACUUCGAUAUCAACAUUGCUGUAGUCUCCGAUCCGCAACUUGGACCAGAUGAAAUUUGGCCAGCCUGGACUGGCUAUGAAUACUUUGGAGCGAAGAUCAUGGAGCCGCGGACGGUCGCGUUACUUGUUUCUCGCGAAGUUGCACCUAGAGUCCAGAUUUUAGACAAUGUCGGAAGUGAGAGAGCGCUUUGGUUUCAGAUUGAAACAAUGGAACAUGCAGCCACACAUCAAGUGACCACUGUCCUUGGUCUUGCUAUCUAUGCCAACCCACCCAACCACCUGGAUGCAGAGAGAAGAGACUUCUGGCAUGCCCGCUUUACUGAGUGGCAGGCUUUGAGGAACGAUCCUAAGUAUCGUCAGUGCCCAGCAAUUGUCAUGGGUGAUUUCAAUUUGCAUAACCCAAACCUCACGCCGAAAGAUGCUGAGCUUGCAAGACCUAUUGAUCGCGAGAUGUGGCAACUCCUCACAAGCGCCCACGGAUUCGGACUAGAAGUUCUGAACCCACCGCUGCAGCCUACGCACAUCUCGGGCUCAACGCUCGACAUCGUGCUCGUGUCACCAGAGUGGCAUCUGGACUUUACCAGACUUGACAUGGGUGACGUGCUCCUGAGCAGCGACCAUUACCCCGUGCUUGCUUCGUCACCAAGAAUUAGCCUCUUGGCCCAGUACUCGAGCAAACAAGCGGCAGCUCGCUGGGAUGGCAGUGAGCAGUGGAACGAAGCCUUAGACUGUGUUUCUGAGUCGCUCUUGUUUGUUUCCAGCGUCGCUCAGUUUCUAACUACUUGGCAAACAUUCCUGGAAUGGGUCAGGGUAGGUUCCCAUCGCAGACUUCGCCAGAGGCUCCUGGACACCAUCUUCUGGUGGAGGCAAGUCCUAGUAACCAUGGCUGGGCACAUAGCUGGUCUAGCUCGAAUUACUUGGUCGGGACAGCAAACAGCACGCACUGAUGAUCUCCAGUGGCUGAUUAAGUUUUUUGAUUCUGCGAGAACGGCUGACCCUGAUGGACCAUCAGACGAAGCACUUGUCAAUGACCAGCUUUUCUCCCGAGCACUGUUCAAACUCCAGAACCUGACUGCGGUUGACCCAUCUGCAGCACAGAGAUUCCUCACAACACUGCUUAAACCGAAAGCCGCUCUCCGUUUGGAUCUACGUGACCCCGUCAGCAAUCUCCCGCUCACCCCUGCGCAAGAACUUGAGGCCAUUGCAGACAACAUCACUAGCCGAAGCUAUGUGGUCCCGCCCCCGGCUGACCCACAAUUCCAGCGCCAAGUCGAACAGCAAAUCAGUGCCUACAGACUUCAGGCACUAGCUGAAGCUGGGGUUGACCAUACCGAGUUUGCCACCCAAGAACAAGUCCGGGCAUGCUGCCGGAGCAUGCAAGCCCGCAAGGCGUCAAUGCGACUCCCAAGAGCUGCUGCUAAGUUUGGCACCGAGGCCAGCACAACAGCCAUCUGGGCCAUCAUCAAUCUUAGUGCCGCUUGUGGCUUGGUCCCGUCAAGCUGGGCGCGCGAAGUUGCACCUGUCAGGAAGCGCGGGCCCAUGUGUGUCAGUGAUUUAGCUAACCUGCGACCUAUCUCCUACGUAGAUGAGGUGGAAAGCAUCAUGGAUGCACUAUGGUUGCAAAAGACUCGCUCACCCAUUGAAGCAUACAUGGGGCCACAGCAACAUGGGGGUAUAGUGGAUGCAGUGAUUACUGCUCUAGGAAUCAUUGUGGCAGCACAGCAGCGCAGAGGACAUGGCCUCCCAACCUUGGUGUUCAAGGCUGAUCUUAUGCAAGGCUUUGACCUGACGUGGAGAAACGGGUGCCUCUUCCACCUGUGGCGAGCUGGGGUCAGGGGCAAGGACUGGCUCCACAUGGACGCCACCUUCACUAGCGACAACUUCCGAGUGCGACUUGCGCAUCUUGUAGGACCCAUUAGAGAACUAACCGCUUUUGCAGUAGGACAAGGGAAAAGGGCAGCAGUUCACCUGUUUGGAGCCCUGACACGUGCCUUGGUUGAUUCAGCUGCAAGUCACCUUGGAGUUGGCCUAGGACUCACAGCGUUUGAGGUUAAUGCAACCUUCACAGGGCAGUCGCUUUGGACUGCACCCACUCUCCCAGUGGACGCCUCGCGCGUCCAUCUGGUCACUGGCAGUGUCGCUACCAGCAUCGACGCUUGUGCACGUGCACCUUGGCUGCAACCUGAAACACCAGUGGGAACUGCUGCAGAGCGCCUCCUGGCUCUUGACAUACUGGCCAAGAGCAACACGGACCUCACACAGUUCGUUGAUGAUGUUUUUGCCUUGUGCUCUACGUGUGCAGGCCUUAACAGUCUGACCAGAGCGGCCAACGAUUUUGCGAGCCAGUGGCGUCACAGAUUUGCUUCAGGCAGCAAAAAGCCCAUGGUCCUGCCUGUCAACUGCAACGUGGAACAAAGGCAUCUGGAGCAGAACUUCUGCAACACUGAGGUGGGUGUAAGCGAGGAAAUUCACAUCCUGGGCAUUAGAACUGAUGCUCAGCUCUCCUUCCAGAGCUUCUUCACGGAGGCAUGUAGCAAAUACCAUGCCCAAGCAAAGCAGCUCAGCGCACAACUCAGUCACCUUGGCCUGGGAUUCAUUGAGCACUUCAGGAUUGCCCAGGAAAGGGUGGAGCCGAGCGCCUUCUUUGGGAUCGCUGCUGUGGCCAGCCAUUUCCAAGGAGCGGCCUUCGUCCAGACUAAACUCAACUCGCUGCAGUAUGAAGUCGCGAAAGAUUUGUUGGGUAUUUCUGGUAUCUCCCUAGGAGUAGGUGGCCAGAGUCGUCUUUUGAUGGAACUUGGUAUUGAGCAACGCCUGGCCACUAGAGUGGCCACCAUGAUUGCCCUCACACGAGCCCGCAUACUGUGCCUGGAUAGCAGUCACGGCGUGUGGCAGGCCUUCUCGACAGCUGUUUCAUCUAAGGCGGAUACCUGGCUCAACCACGCGCGCAUUGUUCAAGAUGGUUUAGCGGUUCCAGUAGACUUCCACGAAUACUUGCCUGCGAUGCACCUGCUACCCCAGGAUCCGAAGGCAGCAGUGAAAUUAUGGAAAAGACAGAUCCUCAUCCCGGCGGCAAGAGCCUCUGACCGACGGUGGUUUCAGCAGGAGGCUACGAAAUGGACAGCAGCACACACGCAGCUGCUGCUGCCGCCCCCUGGCCAAAUGUGGACCCGUCAGGCCGCAUACUGGCCAAGAAACCUGCAAUACCACCUGCGCAGGUGGACGGCGACGCGACUAACAGGUGCCUUCAUUCAGAUGAGACCGCGAGGCUGUUGGGAAGCUAAGGAAACGCUGCCUUACUGCCCUUUCUGCAACUCCCCUAGCGUGACACUGCCCCACGUCUUUUCGGAGUGUGCAGAGAUCCAGUCGGCUGCACACCUGGUGCCAGCCUGGCCGUGGCUUGUCAGCUUACCAGAUUCCUUGGAGGAGCUGGACACCAAGAUCCGCCUCUUCGGAAUGGAAAUUUCUGGAGAGCUUGAGCCUUCGCAUCAGCUUCUUGACAUAGCAAAUCAGCAAUACGAGUCCGGAGUUCUUACUUGGAUCCCUGCGUCGAAAUGUGCCAAGAGGGAAGCUGAGGUCCUUGCAUUGGGCAAGGAUAGGAGCUCUUUGUUGCAGGUGGAACAAAACGUCAUAAAGGUGGGGCCUGGUGACCAGGCUAUCGCUUGUGAUGUUUCGGAUCCUCUGCGUUUUCAGUGGGCCAUGAUGCGAAGAGGCAUAGCUUUUGACAACUGUCACCUGCUGUCCUGGGAUGUGCAUCAGAGGUGGGUUCAGAAGAUGCUGGAUUGCCUUUCAGCAACCCCGCCACCGAGUUAUAGCCCAGUCAGUUUGAAUCAAUGCAUGCGUGCGGAUAAGGAGCUUUUUCUGCUAUUGGCCAGGGAGGCUGUGCCUCCUUUCAAGGUGGACUCGCUCGGGGUUUCGCCGCUUGAUGCAAAAUUUUCGGCAAUGAUGUAUGAUGUCCGUCUUCAGCAGUUCCUGUUGCCGCUUCCGAAGCAGACAGCUCCUGUCUUGGCAGUGCCUGUGGAUGAUGGGGACUGCACUUUUGGUGCAGCAGCCGCUGGAGAGCAGACUAGGCCGUUGGUGUACCGUGCUCUCGAGCAGGUGCGGGGAUUGCACCGCGACGAGAACAAUCGUGAUGGCCCUACAUUGUUGGUGCCUUUGACGGACUUUGAGAACGGUGAACUUUGGUUUCAGAAGGUUGGAGGUGAUGUCGCUUCGUUGAAUGACCCUUCUUUGGAGGGCCGUGGGAAGGUCGCAGAGUUGUCAUGCUUGCUUAUUCGGUGCGUCAGUGCGAGGAGCUCCGGCCUGAAUUACGAGCUGCCGUCGCAGCGUGAUGCCAGCAGUGUACAGCAGUCGGCGGCGGGAAUGUACUUCGUUGAGUUGUGUGCUGGGCGGGCUGGUGAACAAGUUGUCAUCAUGGAUUUGAGUGAUCCAGCCCAGGCUGAAGCAGUUGUCGAUUUCUUGCGAGUUGAGUAUCAUCACGUCAUCUGUGUUUUCAUCUCACCUCCGGUGGGCACCGCAUCUUUCAUGCGUGAACGGCAUAAGCCGGGUUCUGCUGAACUUGAUUUGAAGAUGCCAAAUGCUUUGAGGUCGGCGUUGCAUCCGGAUGGCUUGCCGACUUUGCGUGGUCGUGAUAAACUCCAGGUUGAGCGUGCAAAUCAAUUUUUUGAUCAGCUUGCAAACAUUGCAUGUGAGGCUUGUGAUCUUGGAAUCCUGACAGUCCUGGAGAGUCCUUCUAACAGCCGUUAUUGGGACACCUCCUUCUGUGCUAAGGUGACAAAUCAUGUGCAGGGUCACUUUGUAAAAUUCCAUGCCUGUGUGCAUGGAGGUCACAGACCCAAGUUGAUGCAGCUUUGGUCGUCACAGGACGUUUUUGGCAUGCUUGCGGGUCGCUGUGACGGGUCGCACGAGCACAAACCGUGGCGACCUUUCAUUUCGAAAAGGAAGCGGGUGAGCUUCAUCACAGCAGAUGAACCCGAAUUUCCACCGCUCCUCGUCGAUCGUAUCCUUGGUUGCAUCGUCCAUGCGCAUCCCAGCUUGUCCUUCGGGCCACGUGUGCUUGCGCAGGCAAUACAGGAUCCUUCUGCGAAUGUCGCCAGGAUAAAUCUGGGCACUCAACCCAGGGGAAACUCCUUGCCUUCGCUUGUGUGGGAGUUUGACACUACGUUGGAUUUUGUUGUGCCAGUGCAAAAUGACAAGCCGUUGGAAGCUGUGCUUUCUUCCCUUCCAAAGGGCUCCAGAAUCUUCUCGAGACGUGUGUGUGAGUGGGGUUCGCUGAAGAGUCUCCUCGAAGGAGUUGGCAAGCUAAAAACAAACAUCGUGGGCUUGGACCCUUUGCAUCCGCCUGCUUGUGCAGAGCUUGUGCAAGUCGGUGUACCGUGCUCUGAAGAUGUCUUUGUUGAGAGAGCUAUUGCGGCAGGACACCCACGGUCCUUGGCAGUCCAUGUUGAGCCUUUCGUCACAGUUAGUGCACGUGCUAACUUUGAGGCUCCCCCGGCAGAACUUGCGGCCUUCAGGAUUGAUGCAAUGAAGUUUUGGAUUGGUCGUGCAGGUGCCCUCAAGGAAAAGGAGCAGGAACUUCACCGAAAUCUCCCUGAUCACCUGCGGCCCAUACUUAAAGGAAAGAAGCUCUUGCUUCUCCAAGAGAUGAUGAGGGCCGCAGGGUGUGAGGAUGUUGACCUUGUUUCUGAUAUAUGCAAAGGUUUCAAGUUGUCGGGCUGGCUUCCUGCGUCGGGUGAGUUUGUGCCGAGGUCCAGAAGGCCCAAAUUCAGUGUCGAGACGUUGGGAGUUUUGUCGAAGGGCUUGAACAAAGCAACCUUGCAAAAGCUGUCCAGGAGGCAGGAUUCCGAAAUUGGAGGAUCCACCUGGGUUGAAACCCAAAAGGAGAUUGACGCAGGUUGGGUGUGGCUUGAGGAAGGGCCGGUUCCUGAGAUGGUCUCGAUUGCUAUGCGCUUCGGAAUCAUGCAGAACAAAUUGAGGGUCAUCGAUGACCUUUCUUGUUGCGGCCUAAACGCGACAGUGGGCUUGCUGGAAAAGUUUUGCUUGCAUACGAUAGAUAAGCUUGCGGCCAUGAUGGCUCAUGCUUUUGAUGUCGUGUCCGGUGUUAUGCCUGAGUGCUGCGGCCGAACUUUCGACCUUACGGCAGCGUACAAGCAAUUUGGUGUGUGUGCUGCUGACCGUGAAAGGCUACGCAUUGCUGUCAACAGGCCAGGCCACCACAAGCCGAGCUUCCUGGGCGUAAACGCCCUCCCCUUCGGAGGGGUGGGGUCGGUCGCUGCUUUCCUAAGGAUAAGUAUCGCCUUGUGGAAGAUCGGAAUAGUCCUUUUCAGGCUAUUCUGGUCUGCCUUUUUCGAUGACUACAGCAUAGUUUCUGCGAAGAGCCUGGAAUCGAACGCCCAGUGGACUGUGGAAACUUUGUUUGACCUGCUUGGUUUCCGCUUCGCCAAGGACGGGUCCAAAGCCGAACCCUUCGGAGUUACCUUCAACAUGCUCGGCCUCUCUGUUGAUCUGUCUUGUGUGAAGCAGCGGAUCCUUCGUGUGGGUCAUACUCAGAAGCGAAAGGAAGAGCUCACCGAGUACAUCCAAACCAUCCUUCAGGAAGGAAAGAUCGACUCGAAGGCUGCCGAACGCCUUAGGGGUCGUAUGGUUUUCUUCGAGGGUUUCACCUUUGGAAGGGUUUCUAAUCGGGCUCAGCGAGUUGUUGCAAAGUGCGUGGAAAAGUCUGCCCCUCAGAAUCUUACUGAAGAUUUGAUGUGGGCGUUGACGUGGCUUCGUGAAAGAAUAGCCAUGAGCCAGCCUUUAGUUGUCGAGCGAAACCUCAUCACAACGCUGAUCGUUUUCACUGACGGGGCUUGCAAUCCAGAGGAAGGCACGGGAGGUGUCGGAGGCGUCCUUGUGAAUGCCUCUGGUACUCCGUGCGAGUUCUUCGGUGAGGCAGUUCCAAGCGAUUUGAUGCAGCAGCUUUUGAGCAUCAGUGCGAAUCCCAUUUUCGAGCUUGAGUUGAUUCCAGCACUGAUCAGCCUUAUCAUUUGGGCCGAUCGCUUGAAAGGAGCUCAAGUAGUGUUCUAUCUUGACAAUGAUGGUGCUCGCCAUUCUCUGAUCCGAACCUUUGGCGGUAGCUCACUCGCCAACUCUGUGAUUGAAUCUUUCCUUCAGCUUGAAACCACGUUGCAGCUGAAGACGUGGUUCGCUCGCGUACCGACUGCUUGCAACAUAGCAGACAAUCCCUCACGGCUGGAAUUUGAGCCUCUUUUAAAAAGAGGUGCUGCAAGGCGUGCUAUUCCGUGGGACCAGGUCAUGCCGUAG
Symbiodinium sp. CCMP2592 is the source of this 10146-nucleotide messenger RNA. NCBI's taxonomy places the organism in Eukaryota, Dinophyceae, Suessiales, Symbiodiniaceae. The record is from the annotation of a GenBank genome assembly.